This is a messenger RNA of Colletotrichum karsti, 3195 nucleotides long. RefSeq lists its product as uncharacterized. Lineage: Eukaryota; Fungi; Ascomycota; Sordariomycetes; Glomerellales; Glomerellaceae. The record is from RefSeq and is a predicted model, not a curated record. The transcript is spliced from 3 exons. Gene Ontology annotation, biological process: riboflavin biosynthetic process. The coding region runs from base 1 to 3195 and encodes 1064 amino acids. Gene Ontology annotation, molecular function: riboflavin kinase activity.
AUGUUCACGCCGCUGUCGAGUAUGAACGCCUGGUGGUGGCACAUACUCGAAAACCACAUCUACGCCAUCCCGCCCUCGACACCUCGCAAACGCACAAAGCCGAUGGAGGUGCUCUGCGUGGGACCACCGCGCAGCGGCACAGAAUCCCUCCAGAAGGCCCUUCUCACACUCGGCUACGAUCACACGUACCACGGCUGGGACAUCGUCUAUGAGGACCCCCCGAUCCCGGCACCGGGCUGGGUGAAGCUCGCACGGAAGAAGUGGUACGGGUCGGGCAAAAACGGCCAGGGCGACUGCAGCAUCACGGCGGACGAGUUCGACGAGCUGAUCGGGCACUGCACGGCGGUCACGGACGCGGCGGCGAGCUGUUUUGCGGCGGAGAUGAUCCGAGCGUACCCGGACGCCAAGGUGGUGCUGAACGUGAGGAGGGACCUGGACAGGUGGCACGAGAGCGCGGUCAAGACGCUGGUGCACGUCAACGAGAGCUGGAGCUUCUGGGUCGCGAGCCUGUUGGACCGCGAGGCGUUCUGGGCGUGGCACGUGUAUGAGAGGUUUCUGUGGGCGCUGUUCUUCCGGGCGCCUGACGGGGAUAUGGCGGGGGCUAUCAAGAGGAAUGGGAAGUGGAUAUAUCGGGAACACUGCGACAUGAUCCGCGGCCUCGUCCCGCCAGAGCGGCUGCUCGAGUGGUCCGUCGACGAGGGCUGGGAGCCGCUUUGCGCGUUUCUCGGCAAGGAGGUCCCGAAGACGCCGUUUCCUCACGCGAACGCGACCGGGUCCGGCGGAGGGUGGAAGAUGAGGGAGGAGAUGGCGAUUAAGAGGUGGAUCGAGGGAGCGCUGACGAACUUGAUCCUGAUGGGGAUUGUGUUUGUUGGCGGGGCUGCUGUUUGGAUGAGGUACGGGAGCGAGUCGGGAGGCGAAAAGAGACACCCACCAGAGCGUCCUGCAGCAAGAGUCAUGGAGGCCCCAAUCGCGGCCGCCGUGAGGCGCAAGCCCCUGCCGGGCCAGCUACCCGGCCCGCCGCCGAUGCCGCCGCCACCCGACUUCGACCCCUUUCCGAGCCGCAGGCCGGUCCUCCGCGGCGCGCGAUCGACGCCGAACCUGAGGGACUCCGCGGUGCCGUCCGUCUACGACCCGCCGCCGGCUUAUGAGGAGUUUCCCGGCGUCAACUCCAGCGGCCGUCUGAACAUCAUUCCGCCCAGUCCCGGAAGACUCCCUUCGCCGGCGCCGCCUAGCCCGGGACCGGUGUUUCCUGGGCCGCCUGCGUGUGCUGAGACGUUCAAUGAGCCGAGGUAUCGACCGUAUCGUCCGCCGGCGUCCCCGGUAUCGCCUGUUUCGCCGAUGUCUUCUGUUCCGCCGCCUCCGUCCAAGUCAGAGAGCUCUUAUGCUACGUCUCAGCAACAUGUUCCGCCGCCGCCUUCUUUCCCUCCUCAAAAGUCAGAAACCUUUUCUGUAGGGACUCACCAGAAGAUUCCGCCGCCGCCACCUUUUCCUCCGCCGCAGAAUGCUGCGACUUUCCCAGUAGCGGCUCACUACGUGCCCUCACCUUCGCCGGGAUUCGCAGGCCCACCGGCAUCAGAAACAUUUCCCCUCUCCGGACCUCGCCCGCCAGUGUCACCAGUCUACGCGCCCUCAGAAGCGCCCUCAGCAGACUCUCAAACAAAAGAAAAGACGUUCUGGCAAACCGCCCUGGACGAGACCAAGUACUUCGCAGGCGGCCUCAUCAGCCACCCCUUCGAAUACACAAAACACCACGCCAUCCUCCGCCACUCCACCGCUCUGGUGUGGUACCGCGGCCCCUCCACCUCCGUCACCGUCACCAUCUUCUCCGACGCGCCGCUGCCGCCCACCCGCACCCUCUGGCUCCAGCGUAAAGGCUUCUCGGGAAACAUGGGCAUGAACCUCAAGUCCCUCGUCGGCGCCAACGAUUCCUGGCUCGACGUCACGCCCUCCGCGCAGGCCACACCCUCUGACAUGCCCGACGGCGACGAGAGGGGCUGCCAGCGCGACAUCAAGAAGUUCCUCAAGAAAGCCCCCAAGAACCUGAGCAAACACCUCCCCCGCGAAACCCACGUCGUCCGCAUCCCCGCCGCCGCCGACGACGGCUACUUCCGUCUCGUCCUCUGCACGGGCGGCGGCGGCGACGCAGGGAAGGGCAAGAGGAAAGUCCUCUGCCCGAGCCCCGUCUUCCGCAUCGCGAGCACCUCCACGGACGCGAGCGUCGUGCGCGGGGCGAGCUUCGCGAGCAUGCCGAUCGAGCUGGGCAUCAAGGCCGGCUCGAUCGUCGCCACGACCGUCGCGAACCGGUACAUCGGCCCCGCGGCCGCCGUCGUGCAGGCGCGGACGAAGAAGCUGCAGACGGCCAAGUUCGUGACCAAGCACGCGACGCACAUCGCCACGGCCAAGUCCGGGAUCGACAAGUCCGGGAUCAAGACGACGGUGACGGCGUACGAGGAGCAGUACGCCACGACGAGGGGCGCCGGGUACGCGCCGUGGCAGGAGGACGGCGCCGGCGAGGUCGGGUUCGAGGAGGCGCCGCCGGAGGUCGUCGGACCGGACGACGGGCCGGUGGAUCCGUUCCCGAUCAAGUUCGACGGGAGGAUCGUCCGCGGGACGGGGCGGGGCGGGAUGGAGCUCGGGAUCCCGACGGCGAACCUGGCCGACGUGCCGGAGGACGUGAGGAUGCGGAUGCGGGGCGUCUACUUCGGGUGGGCGCGCGUGGUGCCGCGGAGCGGGCUGGAGCACGUGUCGACGGAGUGGCACGAGAGCAUCAUCACCGUCGGCCCCGCGCCGUACGCGACGCCGCGGGUCGCGGCGAAGAACGUGGCGACGGUGCACCUGAUCCACGAGUUCGGCGGUGCCCUGUUCCUGGAGACGCGGCUGAAGGUGCUGGUGAUGGGACAGCUGCGGCUUUCGACGCCGGCGGUCGGGUCGGAGGCGGCGCUCGCGGCGUACGGGACGGAUGUGUUGUUGGCGGUGGCGAGUCUGAGUCGGGAGAACUGGGGACCCGUGGAGACGCGGGAGAGGAUGAGGACUAUGAGGAGCGAGAUGAGUUUGAGUGACAGGUAUAUGGAGACGAGGGAGAGGGUGCAGAAGCAGGUUGAUCGGAUCCCGGUGCACCUUGCCGGAGUGAGGACGGAGGGGGCGGCGUUGCGGGAUCGGGCCUAUGGGAACGGAGGCAUUUGGGUGCCUAGAUGA